Messenger RNA from Aphanomyces astaci, 2045 nucleotides. RefSeq lists its product as hypothetical. Bases 40 to 1728 code for a protein of 562 amino acids. The record is from RefSeq and is a predicted model, not a curated record. NCBI's taxonomy places the organism in Eukaryota, Oomycota, Saprolegniomycetes, Saprolegniales, Verrucalvaceae. The transcript has 8 exons.
CAGCCCUGCCAUUCAAGUCAAGUGCGCGCCAUCACGACGAUGGACACGACCGAGUCUGGCCACGUGGAUGAAGCAGCGGCGGAAUCGUCAACGCUCCUGCCGUUCUCUGACGACAAGCUGGCCGUGUGUCUUGAGGUUCUUGCGGCUAUUGCUACGGACAUGAACGUCGUGGAGCUCCCAGCGAUGCGCAACUUUCGCAAGGUGUUGGCUCCAGUGUCCGACUACAUGGAGAGCCGCAAGUUCAAAGGCAAAGGCCGAAAGAAAUACUUGGAAGACCAAGAAUUGCGGCGCGAGAAGGAGGCGCGCAACAUCAAGCGCAAAAUGAACGACCACAAGUACAUCAACAGCGCGACGUUGCGUCGGGCUCGUGUGGAGAAACUGAACGAACUGCUGGAGCAAGGCAAGGGCGAAGAAGAGAACGCUUUCCUGCCGCUGAUUGCCGACGGCGCGGCCGACGAAUCCGCCCCCACGCUCCUGCUCGAAGAUGGACACCACCCUGUCAUCGUUCCCAAGGUGGAAUUGAACAAGCAGCGCUCGUGCUACACGUGCAAAGUCCGCUAUGAAGCGCUGCAUCACUUCUACGACCAAUUGUGCCCCACCUGUGCGGAAGUCAACUACACCAAGCGAAUGCAAUCGGCCGAUUUGCAUGGCAAAGUGGCGCUGGUAACUGGUGCUCGCGUCAAGAUCGGGUACCACACGGCGUUGAAACUUCUGUUGGCAGGUGCCACUGUGAUUGCCACCAGUCGGUUUCCGCACGACACAGCGGAACGGUAUGCGGCCCAUCCUGAGUAUGCCACGUUCAAGCACCGGCUGCAUGUGUUUGGCAUUGAUUUUCGGGACUUGGUUCAUUUGGAGCACUUUCUCGACCAUGUGCUGCAAACGUACACUCGUCUGGACGUUGUAGUGCACAACGCAUGCCAGACCAUUCGGCGGCCGACCACGUACUACGCGCACAUGAUGCCGAAGGAAGCGACGCCGUUCGCGCAGCUGUCCCCGGAUGUGCAGACGACUGUGCAGCAGCAUCACGCGUUCACGGACACCUUGCAUCGACAUGAUGCCAUGUUGGCCGACGGCCGCAAGUCUGCCGCCGCCACGGGCGCGACCCAUAUGCCAUCAUCCAUUCCCAGCGCGUUGAAGUCGCAAGUGCCGAUGCUGCUGGAAGACCACGACAUGUCGUCGUCGCUGUUCCCGCAAGGACGCACGGACGUGAAUGGGCAGCAGCUCGAUUUGCGCACGACCAACUCGUGGGUGUUAAAAAUGGGCCAAGUGACGACGCCCGAAGUGGCCGAAGUAUUUGCGAUCAACACGCUGGCACCGUUCAUCAUGAACAGCCGCCUGCGUGCACUCAUGGAGAAGACCGACGCCAAAGCCAAGUACAUUAUCAACGUCAGUGCCAUGGAAGGCAAGUUCUACCGCUACAAGACCCCCAACCACCCCCACACGAACAUGGCCAAGGCGGCGCUUAACAUGAUGACGAGGACGUGCGCGGAAGAGCUGAGCAAGCACGGCAUCUACAUGAAUUCCGUCGACACGGGGUGGAUCAACGACGAAAACCCAUUGGAAAAGGCGCACAAGUACGCGGAGACGGCCAACUUUCAAACGCCCAUCGACGAAAUCGACGCCGGUACACGUGUGUCGGAAUCAAGCAUAGUGUGCUGCUGCUUUGAGCGUCUACUUAUUGUCGAUAUCUGCGCUGAUUCCCAGCAACUCCAUCUGUCCAUGUAUUGAAUGUUGAGCAAGCACAGUAUUUGAAGUCACAGUCGAAUUCGAUGAUGUUUGAUUGGCCACUUGAAGAACGUGUUCUGGCUUUUGAUUGGUCGGUCGAUUUGGUUAUUAAAUCGACUUGAGAACAACGAAUGUGGGCUUCUUUUGUAGCGGCGCGCAUUCUCGACCCAGUGUUUGUCGGAUACAACACGCACAAGAACGCGUUUGGUCUGUUUUUCAAGGAUUACCACGAAACCGAGUGGUAACUAUAUAGUAGUACUAGUAUUCAUAGUAGUACUAGCUAGGAAUACCCCGAAACAAACAAGUUGAGGAUGCAUGUG